Messenger RNA from Oenanthe melanoleuca, 5334 nucleotides. RefSeq names its product GC-rich promoter binding protein 1 (gene GPBP1). The record is from RefSeq and is a predicted model, not a curated record. Gene Ontology annotation, biological process: DNA-templated transcription; positive regulation of DNA-templated transcription. The transcript has 12 exons. The coding region runs from base 1819 to 2979 and encodes 386 amino acids. Gene Ontology annotation, cellular component: nucleus. Gene Ontology annotation, molecular function: DNA binding; RNA binding. NCBI's taxonomy places the organism in Eukaryota, Metazoa, Chordata, Aves, Passeriformes, Muscicapidae.
GCGCGGGGAGCACUGCGGGGCGGAGCGGCGCCAUUUUGAGAGAGCGAGGCGAGCGCGCGGUGCGCGUGCGCGGCGGUGGCCGGGGGAGCUCGGGGCAGCCCCGGGAACGGGCCGGGAGCGCGCACAGCGGCGGGGCCGCCGCGCUGCUUCCCCCGCCGUGCUGCCCGCACUCCCGGCGGAGCGGGGUCGCCCCCGGGAGUGCAGAGGAAGAGCACUCGGCGGAGCCGCAGCGGGAGGUUGUGCUUCCCGAGAGCGGGUUCUGUGUGCCCGCAGCCCCGGAGCGGGCGGUCUGUGUGUCCCCGCUCGCCAGGGCAGAAAGCGUGCCCCGGGCGGCGCUGGGGCUCCCCCGCUGCCCCCGCAGGAAAUGUCCCCGGUGCUUUCUGCAGCUCAUCUUUCCCAAUAAACGAGAAAUGACCCCUUCUCUCCGUUCUUCCCCUCGUUCCUCCCAGCCCCACUGCCGGUCCCCCGUCGCUCCCCCGCUCCGUUUUUCUCCCGGGAUGAGAGCAGGAGCGGGGUUUCGCUGAUAGGCUGCGCGCCCCGUCAAGCAUCGCUGCCGCCCGCCCCGGCUGUGAGGGAGCUGUGGCCGAGCCUUCCGUCCUCGGGCUCCGUCCCUCGCUCGUCCGCGCUUGCUCUCAGGAUCCAGGAGGCUUGAACGACAGAGUCAGUCCUGGAUGUUUGCAGCCUUUUGCUUCGGCUGGCAGAGAAGAAAAGAGGUGAACACUGACCUGCAGCACUUGCUUCCUGUGGAAGAAAUAUCGGACGCUGUUCUGGGAUUAUUUGUGCGUGCUUCGCCCUGAAAAGGCCUCUGAAAUAAUCAGUAGACAUCUGGGAAAGAAUUGAGGAAGUCGUGAGGUUUUUUUCUUCUUGCAGUGUUGUGCACAUCACCCUUGGAUUCUUUUGUCCGCAUGGCAUGGAUACGUAUCUAAAUAUGAAGUUCUGAAUACUUCAGCUGCCAAAAUAAAGUGCUUUCCUCUUUUUACAUACUCUUUUUCUUCUCGGCGACAUUCUUUCUGAGUCAGGGGCAUAACCAGUUUUGUUAACUGGCUCCAGGUUAAAUGUGGCCUGAGUCACUGUGGAGACGUUGCUGAAAAGUUUCAUGGCAGAUUUUUCCCCCACCCUUAUUUCAUUUUAAAAAUUUUCUGACACAGUCUUCUCUCACUUUGCAGUGAGACCGAUUUUAUAAAUGAAGAAUUUAAUACAUGUUUGUUUACCUUUUUUCCUUUUGUAUUGUAUUUGAAAUUUCUGUUGAAAAAAGUUGUUGCCAAUGAGCAGUAUGGAGGUAUCCAGAUAACUGUUUACAAAUGCCUCUGCUACCAUAAGGUAGGAAAUGUUCUACAGUUCAUAUGUGAAAUUUGGGGUUUUGGCAUCACAUUUGUGGAGUAAAGCCUGUAUUUAUUUCACUUGGAGCUGGUGCUGCAUAUGGUGAUAUCUAUGAAAUAGACAUGGAAUAGACAAGAAGCGAAACUGUCAGAGAAAAUAAAAGGUUUUUAAGACAGACAUUGGCAGACUAUGCAAACAGCCUUGCAGGGUCUGUAAGCAAGAAGGAUGGGUAGCUGAUUUCUGUGAGGUCAAAUCUAUGUCAAACUGCUGCAAAUGUAGUAUCAACAGGAACUUGGGAUAUUAUCUCGAGGAAAACAAACUGGAAAAAUAUAAAUCACGCAAUACUAACGCCUUGUGCGGUCCUCUUGGAUUAGGUUUGCAUUCAACUGAACUGCUGCUGGCUGAAAGAAAAUCAAGAUGGACAGAGCAACUUAAUUCAAAAGGACUUGCCAUGAGGUGCUAAGCCUUUUUUCAUUGAUUUGGGGAGACUGGACCUAAAUGGCGCAACAUGACUUUGCUCCAGCCUGGCUUAAUUUUCCUACACCACCAUCAUCAACAAAGUCAACGCUGAAUUUUGAGAAACAUUCUGAAAAUUUUUCGUGGACAGAGAAUCGUUAUGAAGCGAAUCGCAGAAGACACAAUUCUUCAGAGGGGCUUGAUUCUAGCACUGGAAGGCCAAAUGGAGGGCAUUUUGGGCGAAAAGAGAGGAAUGGUUGGCGUUCACAAGGAAGAAAUGGUCCAGAAAAUAUAAACCAUGGUGGAGGUUCCCGUACUCGUAGCAGCACCUUCCAUUGUGGAAAAGGCCAGGGACUGCAUGAAAACAGUGUACACGAUAAUGAAACCUGCCAAAAGGAAAACAAAGAAAUACCCAACCAGUUUGAGGCUGAGGAUUUUCCAUCUUUAAACCCUGAAUAUGAGAGGGAACCAAACCAGAAUAAAUCUCUAGCUGCAGGUGUGUGGGAGUACCCUUUAAAUCCUAAAUCUAGAUCUCAGAGAAUGCUGGUCAUUAAAAAGGGCGGUACAAAAGAACUGCGAAUAUCUGGAUUCCCAGUAGUAGGAAGUCUUCACUCAAAGCCAGUAAGGAAUGGAACUGGCACAAGUGUUUAUAAAGGAUUAGUCCCCAAACCUGCCACUCCAGCUGCAAAGCCCACAGAGUGGAAAAGCCAAGCAAAAGAAAAUAAACUUGGGAAUGCUUUUCCUCAUGAGUCUGCACAUGGUGUUGGCAAUUUCAGUCCUUUUAAAUCAACUGUCAAGGCAUUUGCUGUAGCACAAAAUUCAGUGAAAGAGUAUAAUCGAUCAAAUUCUGCAUCCCCUGUUGACAAAUCUGGUCAGCCACGUUUAACAAAAUUGACAAGAAUGCGGACUGAUAAGAAGAGUGAAUUUUUGAAAGCAUUGAAAAGAGAUAGAGUGAAAGAGGAACAUGAAGAUGAGAGUCAUGAUGGGCAAGAGAAGGAUGAUGAGUCUUUCAGCUUGCGUAACAGCAACAGUCCCUAUAGUGAGAGAGAUAUAAACCGAAACUUUGAACAUGUGAUUCCACAGGAGAAUGGCAAUGCUUCAAUUACACCUCAGCAGAUCAUUCAGUCUUCAACUUUCCUUCAGGCAAAUGUUCUUUCAAGCUCCCUUGAGGCAGAGCAUAGGUCACCCACCCACCCAGCAUGAUGGCACUGACUAUCGUUUAAGGAACUAAGGAAAACCUCAAAAUUAACUGCUGCUCUCCUGAUGGGGGGACUUGAACUUGCCAGAUACUCACUUGGAAUACCACAGACACGUGAAGACUGCAAAAAUGCUGCUUGCCAUUGUAGGGAGAAAAUCUGUGGCUUUUAGAAGGAGAGAAUAUUCUUCAUCCAGAGGAUAUCUGAGCAGUGGAAUAGGAUUCCCAGGGAAGUGAUCACAACACCAAGCCUAAGAGUUCAAGAAGUCUUUGGGCAGCAUUCUCAGCCACAGGGUGUGAUUCUUGGGGUUCUGUGCAAGGCCAGGAGCUGGAUGCUGCCUUCCUUGUGGGUCCCUUCCAAUUCAGGGUAUUCUGGCAGUCUGUGAAAUCUUUGGGCAAUAGAGGCUCAUGAUUUUUUGACUGGAAGAUGGGAGUCAAAUCUAACUCUUAGUUUUUCAAUUCAAAUUACUUUAAAUAACCUUGUUAGGGUUUCUGGGCAAAUGUCUGUCUUUUGUGGUAUCCCAGAGAGGUGUGUGUGCAUUCUGCCCCAGCCCUUUGGCUGUGAGCUCAGCAUGCAUGUGGACAGAGGUUAUGGUUAGCUUUUUUGUGUUAAAUUGUACUUUGGUCACUGAGCUGAGCUCCCAGGUUACUUUUGCAAUACCUAGUAACAGUAUUGGCACAUUUGGUACAAAAGGGCUUCCUUCCUCCUGGGGGAGUUUCCAACAUGCAGCAGCCCUGUUGGUAUCAAGUUUGCUAAUCCAAAGUAAUUUUUUUUUAAUGUAGUUCACACUUUUAACCAUUCUAGAGCAUUAUCAAUUUAAAGGGACAGUGGUGCUAUCAUUACAAAAUGCUGCUUUAAGGUUAGUUAGCCGUUACCCUAAAUUUUACUUAUAUUAACAGGGGCUCUGUAACUGUUCACUGAAUGCAGUGUUAAUGUCUGAGCUUGCUUGCAGUAAAACUUUUAAACUCAACUAUCAUUGAACUGCAUUUGGCAUUGUGUUUUUCUGUACAAUAUACUCUCUUAGAGUUUUGCCUGACUUGCAUAUAUUUUUACCAUAUCCUAAUGAUUUGAUUGUUCCUAACUGUUAUGCUUUCCAAUUUGGUCCAAAUGCAAUGGGAGAUACAAUUUCCAUUUCUGUUACUGUCCUACUGACUUUUUUUUAAAGCAUAGUAAUACUUUUCUCCUUCUACAAUUUGUUUUUGUUAUGAUUUUAAAAACAGACAUUGGUUUCUUUGGUUACCUGCAAAUUUGCCCAGUGCACAUCUACUGUAUUGAGAUAUAGAGUUCCUUGUGGGGAGGGUUGUGUUGAAGGGCAUUUUUUGCUGAUGUCUGCCUAAAUGAAGUCCCUGGUGUAUGGUAUCAGCUGUGAGUUUGUCUUAUUUUCCUAUUUUAAUAUAUUCACUGCUUUUUAGCUCUUAAGUGUCAGCUGUGGCAUACAUUUUAGAUGCCUCUUCAUUUUUUGUGAAAUAUCGUUAGUCUGCUUUAAUGUUUAAGGUCAAAAAAUACCUGGUUUGCCUGAAGAAGGUACUAAUCCUUUUGGCAAAAACUUUGCAACAAGCAAACUUUAUAACUUCAUUGUUAAACAUCAGGGUGUCUUCACUCUCAGAUAACCUCUGUUUACACAGCAUAUUCAAAUGUAAAACCACUUUCUUCCUGUUCAGAUACUGCCAUCCUUCUUUUGGAACUAGCCAAAAUACGCUGAUUAUCGCAUCUUUGUAUAUCUCAAGCUUAGUUAUGAGAGGAGUCUUUCUUCUCCUCAUUUCUUCCCCUUAUCCCAAAAUUCUUUCCUACCUGUUUGAGCUGAAAUACCAGUAUGUGCUGUUAGCUGAGACUGAAUUGUGAAGGAGCCUGACAUGGCUCUUGACAUUAGCAUGUGGUAUAAAAAAGAAAUCGCAUGAGGCCAUUGCACCCUGAAUUGGUUUCAGUCAGGGGACACCACCAGUAUUUCUCAUCCUUUGGUCUGCUUUGUUAUUCAGGAAAACCUCCAUAAUCUCUCAGUGUGUCUUUGUCACUUCAUACUGUUCUCAGGGGAGUAAAUUGCUGCUUCACUAACAGUUAGAAGUUAUGUUAAGAAAAUAUGUUCCUCCUAUUCUAUCUGACAAUCUCUUGCCUUACGAUGAAGGCAUAGUUUUCAUCACAUAAAGUGGUAGAAUAGGGUCAUCUUUGAGGGACCUGAGAACUCAGCUUCUGUGCUUUAUAUACCUUUUACAAGACUUUGAACUCCCACUUAUAUAAGAGUUUGUUUAAAAAAAACCCUGCUGAUUAAUCAAUGCAUUUGUUACAGGUCUUUACACAUGUAUGUAGGCAGAGCUUGAAAUGUUUGAGUGUGUGUAGCAAAUUCCUUAAUCUCAUCCUUCUUAAU